Molecule: messenger RNA, 489 nt
Organism: Capronia epimyces CBS 606.96
Lineage: Eukaryota; Fungi; Ascomycota; Eurotiomycetes; Chaetothyriales; Herpotrichiellaceae
Exons: 3
Coding region: 1-489 (162 amino acids)
Source: RefSeq, a predicted model, not a curated record
AUGAGCCAAAAUAACAAGGACCAGUUGAUUCAUUCAUUGCGCACGCACAAGGUCAACACCAUCACGGAACUUCGCCGGAUUGAAAAGAUCUUCGCAUACCUGGACUCUGCGGAAGUUACCGAGCCCAUGACGACCGCCUGGGCUCACUACGUCAACUCGAACAAUCUUCUCAACGAACUUCGGGGAUUGACGCGCGACUACCCCUUCAGUUCCGAGUGCCUGGAUGAAGCGAAGGCGCUGGUGGUGCGGGAUCCGAGCAGUGUCCGGAGCUGGAACUACUGCUGGUUGGUAUUGGUGAAGAUUGAGAAAGAGAAUCUUCUGACCAAAUAUGCACGCGCUCUAGCAUCGAAGGCUAGCACCUGGGGAGGACGACAACCCACCCACGCCGAAUUCGACCGACUCGUCAGUGCCUGCGUCGUGGAAUGGACCCGAGCCCUCAGGCAGAUGCUCAGACAUUGGGACAAGCCACCCAGCACCACUGGACAAUGA